CCACACUGGGCGAGAUGGAGCCCAAUUAACUGUUACACUGACAUCAGGACGGUUGCUAUUGGGCGUGUGCGUCAUGAUGGCCAGAUCGUGGAUCACCUUGGCGCAUUCCAGAUUCGUGAGGGUCCACUGAGAUAUGGACAUCAUACCUUCCUUGUGCAAUUUAAGUUGACCUGCACCUCCCUCUAGCAAUGCAGUCUUCCAGACUCCUCAGGCCAGCUCUUGCGCUACGAAGCACAGCUAAACAAACACCACACCUACGAACUUUUGCAAUUGGACUGUCUACCAGACCAUACUCUACUGAAAACACCGACCGACUAAAAGGCCCAGUAACAACAAAGUCGCCAAUACCCGGUAUGGAGGCCAUCAAGAACACUAUCGCCGAGAACCUCGGCAAGAUCAUUCCCGGCAAUGAGUUGGCAUCAUCAGAGAACCAAUUCUCACUUGACGCUGUCCCAGAUCUGUCCGGCAAGGUCGCCGUCGUCACUGGAGGCUCAGAAGGCAUUGGCUACGGCUGCACACAUACCCUGCUCUCCAAGAACGUGAAGAAGCUCUUCAUUCUGUCGAAGUCCGAUGACAUCGCCGCGGACGCCAUCAACGCUAUCAAGCAGGAGAUGGGUGAAGAGAAGGGCAAUCGUGUGGUGUGGAUGAAGUGCGAUCUGUCCGACUGGGAAGAGACUGGCCGCACAGCCUUUAAGAUCGCCGAGCAGACUGACAGAGUCGAUAUCCUGAUCAACAACGCUGCGCGCGGUAUCAUGACAUAUCAGCUCGCUAAGAACGGCAUCGACCUGCACAUGGCAUCGAACCACUUCGGCCACGUCGUACUUACAUCGCACUUACUUCCCAUCCUGAAGGAGACAGCAAAGAAGGGCGACAAGGUUCGCAUCGUAUGCACAUCAUCAAACCUGCACGAGCAGGCACCCAGCGACACACAGUUCGCCUCGAUCGACGAGCUGAACACAGAUCUUGGCCCUCAGCCCCAGUAUGGACGUUCCAAGCUUGCAGUGCUGCUGUAUGUGAGGUACCUCGCCCGCCACCUUACAUCCCAGCACCCCAACAUUCUCGUGAACGCCAUCCACCCCGGUAUCGUCGAGACCCGACAAUCAACCGAGCACAUUCACGAGGCCUUUCCGCUCGGUGGGUACGCUAUGAGUGUUGGUCUUGCGCCAUUCAAGAAGACGCAGUUUGAAGGUGCUGUCAGCACGAUGUAUGCUGCUACCAUGACUGAGAAGAGCGGUCAGUACAUUUGCCCACCUGCAAUCGUAGAGAAGGGAAGCGAUAAGGCAAAUGAUGUCGAGAUGGGUGAGAGGUUGAUGGAUCUGACGUGGAAGGUUGUGAAGGAGAAGACGAAGAGCCAGAGUGCGGAUAAGGGUUGUCCGUUUAAGGAGUCGUAGAGUGUAGGAUGUAAGAGGUAGUAAUGAUUAAUGUGACAUCACUUAUAC
Macroventuria anomochaeta is the source of this 1439-nucleotide messenger RNA. Its product is annotated as NAD(P)-binding protein. The transcript has a single exon. The record is from RefSeq and is a predicted model, not a curated record. NCBI's taxonomy places the organism in Eukaryota, Fungi, Ascomycota, Dothideomycetes, Pleosporales, Didymellaceae. Bases 189 to 1391 code for a protein of 400 amino acids.